Messenger RNA from Toxoplasma gondii ME49, 471 nucleotides. RefSeq lists its product as hypothetical. Lineage: Eukaryota; Apicomplexa; Conoidasida; Eucoccidiorida; Sarcocystidae. Bases 236 to 469 code for a protein of 77 amino acids. The transcript is spliced from 2 exons. The record is from RefSeq and is a predicted model, not a curated record.
GCUACUUCCCCGCUUCAGCGGUUUCAAAGCAUAGAUUUCCUUCGUCGUUUAUGGCCAGCGUUCGAGAUGCCGACCCCGCGUCUCCACUGUUUCGAGUUCUUUCUCUGUCGCUGCGCCGGCCGCGCCGCCCUCCCCUGACUAAGGACCCCGUCUCGUUCCCGUGACUCAAAAGGAAAGACAAAAGCAGUUACACCAGUUGCGUGAGGACAAGUCUUCGAGUUAGCGCCGGAAAAAGAUGAAAGGGAAGGGGUUCCUGCCCCGCGGCAGCAUCUUCAUUUUUCUUUCCUCGGUCUUCUGCGUCGGCAUGUGCACAUUUGUGCUUCACGCGAAGGAGAAGCAGACUCAAAGACGGUACGAAGGUGUCCUGAGAGACGUCGAAAGGCAAAGACAUAAACUGCAGACACGCAGAGAAGAGGCCGUUGCAUCCCAGUCGAGUUCGGGCGCAAGCAGCGGUGCCGUCACCGUCUGAAG